Brassica oleracea var. oleracea is the source of this 913-nucleotide messenger RNA. Its product is annotated as ethylene-responsive transcription factor ERF056. Bases 43 to 783 code for a protein of 246 amino acids. The record is from RefSeq and is a predicted model, not a curated record. Lineage: Eukaryota; Viridiplantae; Streptophyta; Magnoliopsida; Brassicales; Brassicaceae. The transcript has a single exon. Gene Ontology annotation, biological process: regulation of DNA-templated transcription. Gene Ontology annotation, molecular function: DNA-binding transcription factor activity; DNA binding.
CAAAACUCAAUUGCAGCCAUAGAUCUGUACUUCGAUCCUCUCAUGGAAUCCAAGCCUCUCGGUCUAAACCAGCUCACACCAUACCAAACAUACCAGAUUCAGAAGCAGCUCAACCAUAGGCGCAGCACAACCUCAACCCUCUCUCCAAACCAAAUCCUAAUGAAGAAACUCUCACCUUCUUCCUCCAACUCCCAGAAGCUCUACAGAGGCGUAAGGCAAAGGCAUUGGGGAAAAUGGGUCGCUGAGAUCCGUCUACCUAAAAGCCGGACCCGGCUCUGGCUCGGAACGUUUGGAACCGCCGAGGAAGCGGCCUUGGCUUAUGACCAAGCCGCUUUUCAAAUCCGUGGAGAUAUCGGAAAGCUUAACUUUCCAGACAUCAAACACGAAGAGAUCAAUUCUCUCCCUUCCUCUGUUGAUGCCAAGCUCCAAGCUAUUUGUCAUAGUUUGAGAAAAACAGAGGAGACUUGCUCUGUUUCGGAUAAAACAGCAGACAUAUCCUCUGUUUCGAGUAAAACAGAGGAUAUAUGCUCUGCUACGAAUAAAGCAGAGCUUUUUUUGAUAAAAACAGAGCAUAUGGAAAUGAAAUUCUCCGAUGAUUCACCAAGAAACGAUAAGAACUCGUCGUGGGAUGAGUCUAAGUUGGAAUCUUCGUCUUCAGAACAGGGCAUAACGUUCCUAGAAUUCUCGGAUUCUGAGUUAGACGAGAUUGGGAGAUUCGGGCUUGUGAAGUUUCCUUCGGUGGAGAUCGACUGGGAUGCGAUUAGCAAAUUGUCCGAAUCAUAAUGCUUACUACGAAGUAUUUUUCCUUUGUUGGUCGUUUAGUGUCUAGCUAAUCUCCAUGUGUUUUGGUUUAGCUUGGUAAGUUUUAAAGUCCUUGCCGUUUAACUAACCGUAGAAAAUCUACUUAUCCGAA